Hyalella azteca is the source of this 2103-nucleotide messenger RNA. Its product is annotated as pancreatic lipase-related protein 2. The record is from RefSeq and is a predicted model, not a curated record. The transcript is spliced from 12 exons. Gene Ontology annotation, molecular function: triacylglycerol lipase activity. The coding region runs from base 97 to 1647 and encodes 516 amino acids. Gene Ontology annotation, biological process: lipid metabolic process. Lineage: Eukaryota; Metazoa; Arthropoda; Malacostraca; Amphipoda; Hyalellidae.
ACUUUCCUACUUGAAUGCGUGGUAUGACCCAAGAACGACUGAGGCUACGUGUAUUCCUUUUGGAAAGAACCACAUUGACUGGUUUUUGAGUUCACAAUGCGCUUCUUGCUGACGAUUGCCUUGGCCGUAGGCGCUACCUGCGCCGCCAACACAAAGGGCUUCUUCAGCCGUGGUGACGAGGAGUGGUGUGACCCCGUGCUGGGCUGCCUCUAUCUCACCGAUGAGUGGUACUCUGACAUGCGACCCAUCAACGUCCUGCCCGCCUCGCGUGAGAGCAUCAACACUCGCUUCAUGCUGCACACUCGUGCUGACAGGGCUGCUGACCACGACGUGUUCGUCGUGGCAGGCGAUGCAUCAACCAUUGAGGCAUCAACUUUUGAUGCAUCAAAACCCACCAAGUUCAUCAUUCACGGCUUUAUAGACACAGGCAACACCUACUGGCUGCCGGAACUGGCAAACGCGUUCCUGGACUACAUGGACUGCAACGUGUUCCGCGUCAACUGGGGAGACGGAUCGCUGCCCAUGUACUCUCAAGCGGCAGCCAACACACGAGUGGUGGGCUUGGAAAUUGGUUACCUUGUGAACUGGCUCAUCGAUACGUACGGUGUUAAAGCCGCGGACGUUCACCUUCUGGGCCACUCGCUCGGUUCACACGUCUCUGGCUACGCAGGAGAGCAGAUACAAGGCCUAGGCCGUAUCAGUGGUUUGGAUCCAGCAGGCCCAUACUACACCAGCAUGCCUCCAGUCGUACGUCUAGACCCGACAGACGCUCUAUUCGUUGACAACAUCCACACCGACGCUGAUUCCAUAUUCCUGUUGGGGUACGGAACAGGACAGCCCAUGGGGCACCUGGACUUCUACCCAAACUCUGGACACGACCAGCCAGGAUGUGAUCCUAUCAGUAUAGCAAUCGAUGCCAUCACUCCAGACGAUGUGGGCGACAUACGAGACAUCGGCGCCUGCAGUCACUGCCGCUCCAUCUUCCUUUACGAAGCGACGCUGACCACAGACAACUGCGACUUCCUUGGCCACACCUGCUACAGCUACGACUCCUUCGAGCUGGGCGAGUGCAGAUCUUGUGGCGCCGACAACUCCAAGUGUGCUUACAUGGGCAUCCGCGCAGACGAAUACGUCAGCAAACAGAACAUCAACACGAUGGCCUACCUCGACACCGACGACGACGAGGAGCCUUUUUGCCUGGAACACUACGUGGUGACGCUCCUGACGGCGUACCCUGACGGGGCCGAGUCGUGGGUAGUGGGCCACCUGACAGCUACCCUCUACGGUGACACGGGCGCUGUGCUGAAGGACGUAAAAAUUUCCGAUGAACACCGCCGCAUCGACCACGGCCAAGAGACCUCAUUCUUGAUCGAAAGCCACGUCCAUCUGGGGACGAUCCUGCGCGCGGAGUUCACCUGGAAGUACGACGACCAGCUCCUGAGACCUGGCACCUACUGCUGGAGUCUUAUCUGCAACAGGAGUCUAUACGUGCAGUCCUUCGAGGUCUCGCCCAUCAAUUACUACCCCGAGAGCACGCGUCUACAGCACACUCAGCUGCUGUGCGCCAGUGGUGGUGCAGUCACGGAGAUCAAAGACGGCAAGACGGUGUCGGUGGCGCCCACGGGCUCGUGCACGCCUGUCGUCUGAGGGGAGAACUUAUCCCACCUGACAACUGAUGGUGAAUCAACGCUGAAUAUAUAGCAUUGAUGUCACUUAUUUGCUUAAAUCGAUAGUUAACUAAAAGUUUAAAAGCAUAUAAUAGGCCACAAUAAUUCAUAUCUUUGUAGAAAACGUUUCGGAGUCCAGCUCCAUCGUCAGUUUGUAGAAUCUAGAAUUAACAUACGUUUAACGAAGCAGCGUUAAACGUUGUUUCAACGAUAUUACCCUGCUGCGGUGUACUAGAACCUGCCAAUACUCUUAAAUGCCAGCCAUAAACUCGUUUAUACCAGUCAAUAAUCGUUUAUACCAGUCAAUACUUGUCUAUACAACCCAAUAAUAGUUUAUGCCAGCCAAUAAAAACUAGUUCGUGAUUUGCAGCGUCAACCUUGAUUAUUAAAAUGUGAAGAAAUAAAAUUAUGUUAAUGUUUUUUCAUUGUAAGAUUA